UCAGGUUAAAGUAUUCAUUUUUCAUUUUUGUCGAAAAGUCGUGAUAAGCACUAACAAUAUUAAACUCCGUUCUUGUGAGUAAGUUCUGUGAUGGCGUGAUGCUUUGUGCUGAGCAGUUCUAUUUUUUCAUGGAUUAGUUGUACAUGUUUGUCAAGCACUCGUCACUUGAGAGUUGUGAUUAAUCGUCGGCAUCACAGAAACGAAAACGUAAUCAAACAAUUAAAAACAUUCAAGCAACUGUGAGCGUUACCUGUUAGUAAUGUUUACUAGCCAUAGUGAUUAGUGAUGGCUGUUUAAGCGUUCUCUUGAUAGUUUAACGUUUUAAUUAACUUCGAUUGUCAUUCUGUUGACAUAACAUUGACUCAUAACGUGCUACUAUUAAAAGCGACCAACGCUGCGCACCUGCCGUGUAUAUUUCUUAUAGUAACUCGAUUGUUUGUGAAUCCGCUGGUGCCAAAGGCAAAAUCCAMACGGACGCGUGAGAUAAUACAUAAAGACGGAUACAACAAGCUCGGCCGCAACACAAACUAAGGCGGCUUGAAGUGUAUUGAUAAUGGCGGAUCCCAUAAAUCCUAAUAAUGAUUUUGAAGUCAGGUUGCCUCCCGAUGAUUCCGUUUCAGGAAUGGAGUUUAGUCCGGCCACGUUGCAGAAAACAUUUCUCACAGCGGGUAGUUGGGACAAAAGCGUACGUUGUUGGGAAGUCGAAGAGAGCGGCCAAACCGUGCCAAAAUCUUUGCAGUCUAUGAACAUGCCAAUUUUAGACGUCUGCUGGAGUAGUGACGGUACAAAGGUUUUCAUAGCGUCUUGUAACAAACAAGUGAAAAGCUGGGACAUAGAAACAAAUCAAACAGUGCAAGUAGCAGCUCACGAUGCACCCGUAAGAACUUGUCAUUGGUUGGAACCAACAUCUAAUACUCGUAUCAUGACGGGCUCGUGGGAUAAAACGGUAAAGUUUUGGGAUCUUAGAUGUACACGUCCCACAACGACCAUUAAUCUAUCCGAAAGAGUUUACUGUGCUGAUGUGGAAUAUCCUAUUGCAGUUGUCGGUACGGCAUCAAAUGUUGUAAUUACUUAUAAACUAGAUGGGACACCGUCAAUGAUAGAUCAAAUAACAUCUCCUCUUAAAUAUCAAAAUCGUUGURUUGCAAUAUUCAAAGAUAAGAUAACACAAAUUCCUACUGGUUUUGGUUUGGGAAAUAUUGGAGGAGGUACUGCUGUUUUUUCAAACUUUAAACCACAAAAAACUAAAGAUGUUUUCUCAUUAAAUUGCCACUGUCGAAAUAUCUUGAAAAUACCACCCACACGAAACAUAUAUGCCGUUAAUGAUAUCAAGUUUCAUCCAAUCCAUGAUACAUUUGCAACUGUGGGAUCUAAUGCCACAUUUGCAUUUUGGGAUAAGGAAUCACGUACAAAAUUGAAGAUGUCCGAAGUAUUAGACCAAUCAAUCACAAAAUGUUGUUUUAACAGUACUGGCAAAAUGUUUGCUUACAGUUCUGGAUAUGACUGGUCAAAGGGUCCUGAGUAUUAUGAUCCAAAUGAAAAGCCGCAUAUAUUUUUAAGGUCAUGCUUUGAGGAACUGAAACCAAAAUGAACUACUUAAGAUUAAUUGUUCUUUUUUCAUAAUAUGUUGAUUAUUGUAUUUAAAGUAACUGUGAUAAUUCAAAUACAAUUUGACAAC
Diuraphis noxia (Russian wheat aphid) is the source of this 1678-nucleotide messenger RNA. Its product is annotated as protein Rae1-like. The record is from RefSeq and is a predicted model, not a curated record. Gene Ontology annotation, molecular function: protein binding. NCBI's taxonomy places the organism in Eukaryota, Metazoa, Arthropoda, Insecta, Hemiptera, Aphididae.